Molecule: messenger RNA, 3489 nt
Organism: Eimeria maxima
Lineage: Eukaryota; Apicomplexa; Conoidasida; Eucoccidiorida; Eimeriidae
Exons: 9
Coding region: 1-3489 (1162 amino acids)
Biological process (GO): regulation of transcription by RNA polymerase II
Cellular component (GO): nucleus
Molecular function (GO): transcription cis-regulatory region binding
Source: RefSeq, a predicted model, not a curated record
AUGCAGGGAGCUGCAGCAGGGGGCCCCCAGUGGCCCCCAGUUGCCCCCAGUCUGCUGCAGCAAAUGCAGCAAAAUGCAGCUAGCAGCACCAAAGGCAGCAACCCUACCUUUACGCAUGCAAAUGCUAAUCAAGGAAACGAAUUAAGACCAUUACCUGAUCUAGGUUCCUUGGGCCCCUAUGGUAUGCAGGGGAGUGCCGAUGCUGCUGCGUUCCCGCAGAUGCGAGCAGCUGCAGCAACAGCAGCUACAGCAGCAAAUGCAUAUGAUCCUCAGACGAGUGCAGCAACAACAGCAGCAGCAGCGGCAGCUUCUCGUUCUGCUGCUGCUCCGUCAAAGGACGGAGCAGCAGCAGAUCCUGCAGCACCAGCAGCAGGAGGGUUGCAGCUAGGAGGAUUGUCUUUUGCUCGUCUCUCUGAUAGUACUGUUCCCCUUAGACAUUCACAUACAGCAGCAUUAGCAGCCUAUAGAGGAAAGCAAAGAGGGAGCAGCAGCAGCAGCAGCAGCAGCAGACACUUCAGCGCAUGGAGAGACGCACAACCUAAUCAAGUUCAAUUGAUUGCUGUUGGUGACACUGCGCUCUUCCAAGGAGUGUGCUUCGGCGAUGCAAGACAAAGCGAUCCGCGAGUUCCUUGCGGAGUGGCGUACCCUGGUAUGGGGGCCUUCGCGUUGCAGUUAGCCAUGGGGCCCCCUGAGGCCUCAUCAUCAUCAUCUGCUGCUGCUGCUGGAGGAGCAGCAGCAGCUCCUGCUGCUCCUGCUGCUCCUGCUGCUCCUGCUGUUCCGAAGAGGCCCAUGGUGCUGCUGUCCACUGCAGCACGGGAAGGAGUUGAAGGAGCAAAUGGCUUUGUGCAGGAGCUGUUAGAGAGAGCUUGGCUAUCUAGCGGCAACAGCGUCAGCAGCAGCAGCAUCAGCAGCAGCAGCAGCGGCUAUAUCAACAGCAGCAGCGGCUUCAUGAGCAGCAGCAGCAGCAGCAGCAGCAGCAGCGUUUGCGACUUCCGUGGCAUGAAUGCUGUGCCAUGGGGAGCGGGCCCCAUUGGCUUCUUUGCGCGCAGCACGGCGAGUCGCGAGACUGUUGCUCUUACCUCCGUUAUUGAUGAUAUGCUGCUGCAAAACAGCAACAGUGCAGCAGAAUAUUCAUCAGAGUUAUUAUACCUAGGCAGCUCCAGGACCUCUGAAUACGCAACUAUUGCAUCAAUGAUAGCAGCAGAACCAGGAAGAUUAUUUGGUGCUUAUUUAACAAUUGCUGCUGAGGUUAACAGCACAAGUCGUAAAAACAGGAAAGUAAACACUUCUUCUCGUGAUAGAGUUCGCGAGUUUACCUUCAGGCGUGACAGCCGGUCUAUGCGAGGAGCCCGACUGGAUUUUGUCGUGACUCUGUCGGGUCCGCACCUUUCGGGUAGCUCGGAUCGCGUGCCUGAGGAGGUGAAGACUACAGUUGGGAUAGAAAUAGCGAAAAAAUUACGUCAAGUAAUUGAUAAAUAUUUAUGGGCGGCAUUUGAUGAUACAAAAGGAGAGAAACGGCUAACAGCUGAUCUUCCCAUCCUCUUCGUACAGGUACAAAAAGUACGAAUGAUGAUGGAUAACUCGGCAAGGCAAACAAGAGUUGUCAAUGUAGAAUUGCUGCAGCACACAGGAGAUCCAAUGAACUGUCUAGGGAUUCCUAUUGUACUUUACACCACUGCAAUUGGAGCGGCGUUGCCUGCAUAUAUUUUAGGUCACCUGAAGAGCCCCGGCCUAACGAAGAUCAUUCGCCAGACAAUCGUAGACGCGCGUUCACUGGGACCGAUGCAUCAGCCUGCACUUGCCGGCCACAUGACGGCGCUUCGCGAGGAUGUUGAACGACUUCAUGAUUGGUUGGAUCGCGUGGGCCCUUCUUGGCCAAUAACGACGAGCGUGGGGAAUUUGAUGGAUUUGCUGUUAAGAUCCCACGAGGAAGCAGUGGAACAACAGGAGAAAUGCAGAGCGGCCACUGCCUCGUUGCAUCUGCCUUCGGAUGAUCCAAUGUUGGAGUAUGCAGACAUGUUCUGCCAGAUGUAUCCUCAAACAUAUUUCCCGCAUUCCGCAGGAAAGGAGGAGAUGGAGGCCUACGCACUGCGCAUUGGACUGACCCUUCGUGAGCUGCUGGGGGGAGGGGAAGAACGGGAUGACGGUGAUGAACGCGCGGCCCACUCACUGGCGGAUUUCGAAGAAACUCUGGGGUUGCGGCGGAGGCGCCUCUCGCGUAACGAAGACGAAUCAGGCGAGGAGGAGCUGCAGCUGUACGGGGAGGGCUGGUCGCUAAGCAGUCCUUUAGAAGACGUAAUUAACAGCCAGAGCAGAGGCGGAGAUACAAACGUCGAGGAAACAGGACCAAGAGAUGAGUCUGCUUCCGCCAUGGUGGGCGAAGGCUCUAGCAGAGCAGAAGGCAGCCCCACUCCUUCUGCCUCCCGCACCAGAGAUCCUAUAGAGGCAUUUCCAGGGCUGCUGCCGGGUCCGGUUAAAAUGUCCCCCGCCCCCACGGUGCACGAGCAGCAGAUGCUUCGGCAGCAGCAGCAGCAGCAGCAAGAAGGGGUUGCAGAAGCAAAGCAGUUCACCACACCUCCCCACGGGGGAGCUGCGAAUGCAGAUGCAGCGGUUGCAGAUCAUCACAGACCUCCUCUUUCUGGAGAGGCUGGUGCGGCAUCAACUAAUGAACCGUCCCCAGCCCAAGGCAACAGCACAGCUGUGCAUGAUGUGGCAUCAACACCCCUCUUAGAAAAAUUACGGCGGGAGUUUGAGGAGCAAGCAGCUCGGCAGCAACACCUGCUGCGGCGCAUCGCUGCCCAACAGAAACAGCAGAGCCGCAUCCAAGAGCAGCAGGCGAAGCUCCUGAUGCAGCAGAAACAACAACAGCAAGAGAACGUUGUCCUGGCGGCACCCCAGUACGAGGGCGCGGUACAUAGCAUCGUGACUCGCCCCCCUAAGGCACAGAUUAAAGAUCCUCCCGUGGAGCCGGCCUUGCGCGCUGGAGAGCAGCAGAAGCCGCCUUCCAACGAUUCGCCUCCCGUGUUAUUCCCUGGUAUCAAUGCACCACACGAAGGCGAUGCUGCAACACGGCAGAAGCUGCUGCAGCAGGACCGUCGGGGCUACGCUGAUGCGUAUUAUCACAAGAUAAUGGACGAGAGCGAACGGGCGCACCUAAGGAGCAUGUUAGAAGAACGCUACGGGCCUUUAUUUUUUAAUAUCUUAGGGUUUCUGUUCAGUGACAACAUGCUACAAGACCUCCUCGUGGUCGCGGAGUGGCACUUGAAUCCUGAGGCACACAAGGAGUUGUGCAAAGAACGCAAAUUUUCUCUGUUUGUUCAACAUGCAGACCCAGGGCGAUUUCGUCUAAUGAGCAACGUCGCAGAGGCCACUCAUCGCCAUUUUCCGAAUCAGAUUACGCCUUAUGAUACUGACGCUGGGUUGGCAACGUGGAGGCGGGCGCUGGAAGGACUUCGGCAGUUUCAGCGGUUUUUCCUUUCCCGUGUUUGA